Penicillium brevicompactum is the source of this 1344-nucleotide messenger RNA. RefSeq names its product putative erythromycin esterase. The transcript has a single exon. Bases 1 to 1344 code for a protein of 447 amino acids. Lineage: Eukaryota; Fungi; Ascomycota; Eurotiomycetes; Eurotiales; Aspergillaceae. Gene Ontology annotation, biological process: response to antibiotic. The record is from RefSeq and is a predicted model, not a curated record.
AUGUCUAAACUACAAGAAAUGUUUAAUUCGGCAGUUGAUCCCUUGCCAGAAAUUCACGAUAAGAGCUUCGCAUCUCAUUUUGAUACUUUUGCUGGGACACAGGUUAUGCUUCUAGGAGAUGGAAGUCAUGGCACAUCUGAGUUCUACUCUGCCCGCGCGGAGAUCACGAAGCGAUUGAUCGAACGACACGAUUACAAAAUGGUAGCUGUUGAAGCAGACUGGCCUGAUACGGAAGCUAUCGAUCGAUAUGUCCGCCUGCGUCCAGGCCCGAAAGCACAAAUUGGCGGAGUCGCAAAAGGAUACGAGCCCUUCAACCGGUUCCCAACCUGGAUGUGGCGAAACUAUGAGAUGCAACGGCUUGUCGAAUGGAUGCGUGAUCGCAAUCAGAGACUACCACCGGAAAAACGAGCGGGAUUCUACGGGCUGGAUCUGUACAGCAUGGGUGCCUCGAUCGGCGCGGUCAUUGAUUACCUGGACCGAGUGGACCCCCAAGCAAGCAAGAAAGCGCGACAACGGUAUGGGUGUCUAGAGCCUUGGAUUGAUGAUCCCACAUCUUACGGGCUAGCAUCCGUGCGCGGGUUGGAAGACUGCGAAGGCGGGGUGAUGAAGAUGUUGACAGAUCUUUUGGAGAAACGACUUGACUACGCACAACGCGGCCUGCGAGAUGGCGAUGAGUACCACAGUGGCGAGCAAAAUGCACAUCUUGUUCGCGAUGCCGAGAAAUAUUACAAAGCUAUGUAUUAUAGCUCGGCAAGUUCGUGGAAUCUGCGCGACAUGCACAUGUUCGAGACCUUGGAGCGCCUCUUGCGGCACAAUGAAGGACAAAAGGCGAUCGUGUGGGCGCACAAUUCUCAUGUUGGUGACGCUCGGUUUACAAGCAUGGGCUUUCGGCGCAAGGAGUCCAACAUUGGGCAGCUGUGCCGUGAGCGACUUGGAUCCGACAACGUGACGAUUCUUGGGUGCGGAACUCAUACCGGAACUGUGGCGGCAGCUCAUGAGUGGGACGAUGAUAUGGAGGUCAUGGAUGUCCGACCUUCCCGUGACGAUAGUUGGGAGAUCGUGGCACACGACACUGGAAUCCCACGGUUUGUCCUAGACCUGCGUCGCAAUCGUAUAGAUCCUGUGCUUCGCUCCGCACUUGCUGCUGAACAACGCCUGCAACGAUUCAUCGGCGUUAUCUACCGCCCAGACACAGAACGAAUCUCUCAUUACUCGCAAGCGUUUAUUCACAAGCAAUUUGACGGCUACAUCUGGUUUGAUGAAUCCCAGGCUGUCAAUCCUCUGGAGGUCAUCCAACCCGACACGCCGCUUGGUAAGGGUGAAACCUAUCCGUUUGGUCUGUAA